AUGAAAGCAUCAAUGAACUCUAUGUUUAACCGUGGUACAGGAGAUAGAAGUGUUGGCAAUCGCCAUUACAGGAAUCUGGCCUGCAAUGAGAAUAAUAUAAUUGAAACUUUGCCCCACAUCCGAGUAUCCUGCCCCAAGACUGAACUUCUUCGUAACAACGCUCAUAACAAAGUCCGCACCACCCUGGCCGAUCUAUUUAGAGCGAAAAACUUUGAGGUACACGAAGAAGUGCACUGUGUAGCACACAAAGAAGGAGCAACUCAAAACAAAAGGGUAGAUAUUAUAGUGGGGACCGAAGGAACGGACGAGGCCUCAUCUUGGACUCCGCGAACUGUGUAA
Molecule: messenger RNA, 339 nt
Organism: Cinara cedri
Lineage: Eukaryota; Metazoa; Arthropoda; Insecta; Hemiptera; Aphididae
Source: the annotation of a GenBank genome assembly